GGGCCGCCGUGAGGCUGACGUGUCGGCGGGCGGCGGUGGCGGCGGCAGCAGCAUGUCGAAGGUCACCUUUAAAGUCACGCUCACCUCCGACCCGCGGCUGCCCUACAAAGUGCUAAGCGUGCCCGAAAGUACACCUUUCACAGCUGUCUUGAAGUUUGCUGCUGAGGAAUUCAAAGUUCCUGCAGCAACAAGUGCCAUUAUCACAAAUGAUGGAAUAGGAAUAAACCCUGCACAGACAGCAGGAAAUGUAUUUCUAAAGCACGGUUCAGAUCUACGGAUUAUUCCCAGAGAUCGAGUUGGAAGCUCUUAAUGUCUACUGAAAUCUUCUGGAAUAAGUGACAUUGGCAUGUAGUUAAUGUCUAUUUAUUUUGGGACUCUGCAUUGUGACUAAAGAAUUGGCCUUUUUGAAGCUACCCUAUAUGACUUGCCGAGAUCCAAUCUUUUUUUGUCACACAGAUAAAGUCUCAUUUUCUUGUUAAAGCAUAAUAAAUAAUGCACUGGUUAUUUCUUUACUGAUAUUUUUCAAUGGGGUGAUCCUAUUGAAAAAAAAGAUGGAUGUCUCUAAAGAUGUUUUUUACUGAAAAUGCAAGAGUAAACUCAACCACAAUAAGUAAUUAUUUAAAAUAUUACAUAUUGUCAAACUUAGUUUGUGGAAGGGGGAACUUUAUGAUCUUGUUCCAGAGAAACUGUUCUACUGAGUGUUGGAAGGUUUAGCUUUAUUCCUUCUUUCUUUUUUCUUUUGAUAAAAUUCCAUGUUGAGAGGAGAAGUUUUACCACAAUUCGAGCAUUAAGCCCAGAUAGAAUUGAAAAGUUAAGUGGUUUAUAAUUGAAAUAAGUAAGUAAAUGCCAAAUGUUCCAAAGUAAUUGUAAUAUUUAAUUGUUGAAAACAUUUUAGAUAGCAGAGAAUGCAGAGGUACCUAUAUGUUAACUUCACAAAACAUCAAAUGAAGUUUCAAACCAAAUGCAAUUUCAGAGAAUUUGUGAGACAUAAUCUCAAAAUGCCAUGGAAGGCCUGGCAAAAUUUGGGAAUGUAUAAGUACUGGUCAAAUAUGUCAUUCCUUUUUCUAUAAAUAAUGGUUCUUUGUAAAAGUUUUUGUUUCUGCAUAUUACAAGAGAAUCAUAGUUCAUCAAAAUGUUUGUGUUCAGGUAAUAUGCUUUUUCUUUAUCAGUUGCCUGAGGUAAUUUAUCAAUCGUGCAUUUUAUUUAGAGUAAUUGCUGCUUUUCUUGAACUGGUUGUUCUACUUUGUGAUUUAAUCUGGCCAAGUCUUACCCUGUUGCAUUUUGUGUUUCUUACUGAGUUUACAGGAAGUAAAACAGUGGGCAGAGCAGUGCUUGGUUUAAUGAGAAUCAUCGCAAAUGAUUAAUGAUUGCACUUCACUGUGCAAAAAUUCUCCAGAAAGAUGUUCAGAUUCGGUUUCAAAUAGUGCACAGAAUGCCCUAAUGAGUGGAUAUGAAUUCAGUAUGUAGAAGAAAACGUUCUGAAAGUGAUAUUUGACUUAAAAUUUUCCACCUCUAAGAUGGAUUGUAAAAUUCUUCAUUUUCCUUUGUUUUAAUAAACAAUAUGAAAAAAAUA
This is a messenger RNA of Lagopus leucura (white-tailed ptarmigan), 1573 nucleotides long. RefSeq names its product ubiquitin fold modifier 1 (gene UFM1). The record is from RefSeq and is a predicted model, not a curated record. The transcript is spliced from 6 exons. NCBI's taxonomy places the organism in Eukaryota, Metazoa, Chordata, Aves, Galliformes, Phasianidae. Gene Ontology annotation, biological process: protein K69-linked ufmylation. The coding region runs from base 53 to 310 and encodes 85 amino acids. Gene Ontology annotation, cellular component: cytoplasm; nucleus.